AGCUGUGGGCAGCUUUAGUCGGGUCCAGAUGGAUGCUUUGGAUUUGUUUGAGGUCCAGCUUUUGGAGAGGCAAGUGAAGCUUGCCGAGGAGCGUCAUGCUGCUGGAGAGUCGCGUGAAGCAGUUGGUUUGGAUGCUCUAAAGCAAAAACUUUCCAGUGCUAAAACCAAAGUGCGAAGUCUCCCGACAGCUCAGGCACCCCAGGCAACACAUGGCUGCUCCGCUGGCCCGAGCUGCCCCAGCAGCUUUCCGGUUGCUACCAAUGCCAUUCCUGAGAGUGGGUUCCCAGCGCAGGCCUUGCUUGGUGGCACCUCUGGCGCAGCUUGUGGCAAUCAGCAUGCUGGUAUGGCACAUUUUCCAUCAGUGCCGCAGGGGAACCUCCUCACUGCUCAAAGCGUGACAGCGACCUCGGCGGUUUCUUCGCAGCCGGCUGUGCCGCUUUCCUUGGAGGAGCCAAGCGCUCUUGCAGGAACAUCUACAUCAAUCCAGCAGCAAUUGCUGUACAUGCAGCAGUAUCAGCAGAUGCUGGUGAAUGGCUAUGAUGCAGGGUCUUCAGCAUCGAUUGGUGGCGGUCAGGGGCUUCAAAGCACUGAUGCAAGCAAAGCACUUGCGGAGAUGAAUCAGCUGGAGGACAAAGUGAAAGAAGCAGAAGAGAAGGUGAAGCGAGCAGCUUCACAGUCACACCAUUAUGUUGGGUUGAUCUCGAAGUUUGACACGCUGAAGGGCUAUGGCUUCGUUUCAUGUCCCGAGACUUUCAAGCGUUUUGGACGCGACAUUUUCAUCGACCGAGAGUCCUACCAGGGAGCCAGAAUUGGUGACACCGUUGUCUUCUCGGUCGGCUUCAAUAAGAAGGGAGAGGUUCGCGCCUGCGAUGUUCAGAAGCUGAAUGAGGUGACGCGUUUGAAGCAGGAGCUGCAGCAGAAGAAGCAAGUUUACAUGACAAGUCUCUCAAGGUCUGGGAUGAACGUCCAGACAGCCUUGGACUUCAUUCAAGGCAAAAGAUCCGCUCCUGCAGAUGUUGAUGGUCCAAGCUUCAAGCGCUUUGCGAGGUGAAAAA
Cladocopium goreaui is the source of this 1055-nucleotide messenger RNA. NCBI's taxonomy places the organism in Eukaryota, Dinophyceae, Suessiales, Symbiodiniaceae. The record is from the annotation of a GenBank genome assembly.